AUGGGGUUCAAGUCCAGGGUGGAGGGCGAGAAAGCAGGCGAGGUGCUCGUGGAACUAUCUCUCGCCGGCGCGAGCCCCACCAGCGGCACACCUACAGGUUCCUCGACCUCCUCGGGCUCACAGCCAGCCGCUUCGUCUCCAUACCCAACUCCUCCCUCACCGGCCUCUUCUUCUGGCUCUGCCUCGAGCAAGGGCAAGGAGCAGAGCGAGGCCGCGCCCAUCUUCAUCCUCACGCUCCUCUCGCGCCAGACGCCUGACAACCGGCUCACCCCUCAGCUGCUCACGGCAACUCUCGCAGCACUGGAGCACCUGAGCGAUCUCUGGGAGUCCUCACUGCUGCCCGCCCAGCCAUCGCCUCCCGCAGCACCCAUUGGAGCGGCCCUGGUGAUUACGGGCACCACCUCGGGCGCCACCAGCAAGUUCUUCUCCAAUGGACUGGACUUCGAGAGCGCAAUUACCACCAUGGGCUUCUUCGACCUCUACCUCUUCCCCGUCUACGAGAAGCUCAUGACAUUCCCUAUACCUGUGGUAGCCAGCAUUGGAGGCCACUGUUUCGCGGCGGGGUGGGGUCUGAUGGCUGCUUGUGACUAUGCUGUCAUGGGUGGGAAGGGUUUCAUGUCUAUGAACGAGAUCGACUUUGGCGCUCAGAUCCCUCCGGGACUCUUCGCUCCCCUCUCCAAGCGUAUCGCCCCUUCACCCUCUCUGCGCAACCGCGUCGUCCUGCAAGGCGAGCGAUUUCCAGGCGCCGAGGCGCUCAAGUGUGGGUUCAUCGACGAGCACCUGCCCCAAGCUGGGCCGAAGGAGGUGCUGGAUCGGGCUGUUGAGCUGGGUAGAAAGUGGGCCAGCAAGAGUGGAAGGGGAGUCUGGGGAGAGAAUAAGGUGAGUGAUAGCGUAGCGCUGAGCAACGAUGGAUCGGUGGCGCUGGAGCCGAGGCUGACCACUCAAGUCUUGGUCCCAUUGCUGCUCGUAGCGCAUCAUGUACACCGCCCAGCUCGAGGUACUACGCACAAAGUACGAAGUUACACUCAGCAAGCUCUGAGCCGGGACUAUAGUGGGGACUCACGCAGUCGUGCCCUAGCUUGUCGAUGCAACCUGUCGCUUCCACAGUGCUCAAUUCUCUUCUCUGUAUACCUGAUGCCAUAUCUGACUUUAUCCGUGCCCGAACGACGUUAA
Messenger RNA from Microstroma glucosiphilum, 1173 nucleotides. RefSeq names its product ClpP/crotonase. Gene Ontology annotation, biological process: fatty acid beta-oxidation. Gene Ontology annotation, cellular component: peroxisome. The record is from RefSeq and is a predicted model, not a curated record. The transcript is spliced from 2 exons. Lineage: Eukaryota; Fungi; Basidiomycota; Exobasidiomycetes; Microstromatales; Microstromataceae. The coding region runs from base 1 to 1173 and encodes 390 amino acids. Gene Ontology annotation, molecular function: enoyl-CoA hydratase activity; delta(3)-delta(2)-enoyl-CoA isomerase activity.